GCGACGUGCUGGGAAAAGAUGGCGGCGCCCGGGAAGAAGAAAUUGGUCCAGCAAGAGGAGCUGCGGCGGCUGAUGAAAGCAAAGCAGAGGGAGACAGCGAGCAAGAGCCGGAUCGAGUCCCCUCUGGCUAAAUAUAACAGUCUUGGUCAUUUGUCCUGUGCUGUGUGUAAUGUACCAAUUAAAAGUGAAUUACUAUGGCAAGCACACAUUCUUGGAAAACAACAUAAAGAGAAAGUUGCACAACUGAAAGGCACAAAAGUAAACACCAGUAGUCCUUCUGUGUCUGCACCGACCUCACAAGUGACUAAAAGGAAAGGGCCAAGUGUAGAGAGUCAGGAUAUAAAGAGAGUAAGAGACUCAGAGGAACAGACUUCAGCUUCAUCAACCACUUCUGCGCUUCCAACUGGCUUUUUUGAGAAGUCCGAUCAACCAUCUCAUAAACAGACUACAGUUAAUGUUGCAAGUCUUCAGUUGUUGGCAGGGGAUUAUGAUGAUGAUAAUAAUGAGGACGAGGCGAAAGAUGAGAAGCAAGAGGAAACAAGCUCAGCAGCACCAUCCCCUAUCAUACACAAAUCCGCAGAAAUCCCAUUGCCUCCACCAACAGCACAUGAUGGCCUCCCACCAGAUUUCUUUGAUAGUAAGACACCUGUGGUCUCCCAUUCUGGGUCUAUUUUGAAAGCUGACAUUCAAGAAAAACCGGUAGACAGGAAAGAGAAUACAGCAGAAGCCUUACCUGAGGGAUUCUUUGAUGACCCAGAAGUGGAUGCAAAGGUGAGAAAAGUAGAUGCUCCCAAAGAUCACAUGGCUAAAGAGUGGGAAGAAUUUCAGAAGGAAAUACGUCAAGUUAAUACUGUGUCUGAAGCCAUUGUGGCAGAAGAAGAUGAGGAAGGUCGGCUGGAUCGGCAGAUUGAGGAAAUUGAUGAACAGAUCGAAUGCUUCAGGCGAAUCGAACAUUUAAGAGACCGCAAAGAUGUCUUUAAUGAGUCAUUGAAAGAAGUUAUGAAUUCAAAAGCAGGCAAAAAGGAAGAGAAUGCCGAAAGUGAUGAAGAGGUUUUAUCAGUCAUGAUUGGUCAGAAUUGGCGAGAAAAAGGAGCUUUUCUAUAG
Molecule: messenger RNA, 1104 nt
Organism: Staurois parvus
Lineage: Eukaryota; Metazoa; Chordata; Amphibia; Anura; Ranidae
Source: the annotation of a GenBank genome assembly